Molecule: messenger RNA, 3705 nt
Organism: Stegastes partitus (bicolor damselfish)
Lineage: Eukaryota; Metazoa; Chordata; Actinopteri; Pomacentridae
Product: protein sidekick-1-like
Exons: 24
Biological process (GO): brain development; cell-cell adhesion; axon guidance
Cellular component (GO): plasma membrane; axon
Molecular function (GO): cell-cell adhesion mediator activity
Source: RefSeq, a predicted model, not a curated record
CUCCUCUCCUCUCCUCUCAGACCAGUGGAUGGCCUUGUCGUGUCAUGGAAACGUGAAGGGCGUCGGCUGGCCGGUGGGCGUCGGCUCAUUAUUUCUUCCCCCACCUCUUCUGACACCGGGCUAUAUGUUUGUGAAGCGUUGCUAAGCAACAGCACUGUCAAACCCGUGGAGGCAAGGGCACACCUCACUGUAAUGGAACCACCCAUUCUGACUGCACAGCCCAAAAGGAAGAUCUAUGCUGAUCUCGACAGGAAUGUAGAUAUCCCCUGCCUGGUUUCAGGCGUGCCCCAGCCCAGGAUAGAGUGGUAUAAGGAUGCGGUGCCUCUUUCCAAACUGGCCAACCCUCGCUACAAGGUCACCGCAGCAACCGGGCUGACUGUGCGCAGGGUGCAGCCAGGAGAUGGAGGAAUAUUCCAGUGCUUCGCUCGCAGCGCUGCCGGAGAGACACAAGCACACACACAACUUCUUGUCUCCAGUAUGGCCCCCACAUUUACAUCCCCACCCUCUGACCAAACAGUUACUGAUGGCAACACAGCCCUGUUUACCUGCCAGACGAGCGGAGCUCCAAAGCCGGCCAUCACCUGGAGGAAAGGAUCGCGGAUCCUAGCCAGCGGCUCUGUCCAGGUUUCCAGGUUCACACUGUUGCAGUCAGGUGGUCUGCAGAUUCAACCAGUCAGCUUCCAGGAUUCAGGAGAAUACACCUGCAUCGCCUCCAACUCAGAGGGAACCAUCAACGCCACCGCUACGCUCACCGUCUGGAGUCGCACAGUCAUUUCUGUGCCUCCAACAGACCAGCGUGUUAUCAAAGGAACCACUGCUGUUCUGGACUGUAACGCCACACAUGACCCCAGAAUCAAUAUCAGCUUCAGGUGGGAUCGAGGCGGUGUGCUGGUCCUUCCAACCAGUGGGGGCCGUGUCUCCCUACGCCAGGGCUCGCUCACUAUUGGUCAGACGUGGUCAGGUGACAUCGGGGACUACACCUGUACUGUGACAUCACAAGCUGGCAAUGAUUCCCGCUCUGCACGCCUCGAAGUCAUAGAGCUGCCACAUUCUCCUCGCUCCCUGACGGCUCGUCUCAACGACUCUGACUCCCGCUCCGUCCUGCUGUCCUGGCUACGCCCCUUCGAUGGGAACUCCCCUCUCCUGUACUACCUGCUGGAGCUCUCUGAGAACAACUCUCCAUGGAAGGUCUACCUGUCGGAGGUUGAUCCUGCAGUGACCGAGGUGUCAGUGGGCGGGCUCACACCUGCCAGGACCUACCAGUUUAGACUCUGUGCUGUCAAUCAAGUGGGAAGGGGUCAGUACAGCGCUGAGACGCAGAGAUUGAUGCUACGGGAGGAGGCGCCCAGUGCUCCUCCUAAAAAUAUCGUAGCCAGCGGGCGCACAAACCAGUCCAUUAUGGUCCAGUGGCAGCCUCCACCAGAACCGCAGCUUAACGGAGUCCUUCGAGGAUAUGUACUCAGGUACCGUCUGGCAGGGCUGCCAGGGGACUACCAGGAGAAGAACAUCAGCAGUCCAGAGACCAACUACUGUCUGCUGAAAGACCUGAUCAUCUGGACACAAUACCAGAUCCAGGUGGCUGCCUACACAGGAGCCGGCCUGGGUGUCUACAGCAGUCCUGUCACCGAGUACACACUGCAAGGAGUUCCCACGGCACCUCCGCAGGAAGUGGAAGUUGUAGCUAUUAACUCGACUACCAUCCGCUUCACAUGGAACCCUCCACCUCAGCAAUUCAUUAAUGGCAUCAACCAGGGAUACAAGCUGCUGGUGUGGCCGGAGCAGUCUCCAGAAGACGUGACCAUAGUAACCAUCACUCCAGACUACCCCGGUUCACGCCACACGGGAUUAGUCAGCGGACUCAAGAAAUUCACCUGGUACUUUGGCUCCACCCUCUGCUUCACCACACCUGGAGAUGGCCCCCGCAGCCCACCCACCCUGCUGCAGACACAUGAGGACACACCUGGACCCGUUCGCCACCUGAGCUUCACUGAAAUCUUGGACACAUCACUAAAAGUCAGCUGGGCAGAACCUGAAGACAAGAACGGCAUCAUAACUGGCUACGUGCUGAGGUGGGAAGUGUCUACGGUAGAGUCGAGUCAUGAGGAACGUUCCCUGUCUAACUCCACCCUGCAGUACCAGCUGACCGGCCUCACCUCCACCACCGUGUACACACUACAGGUUGCUGCGCUCACCGCGGCAGGACGGGGCGUGGUCACAUCCUCCACUAUCUCCACUGGAGUCCCACCAGAACUCCCUGGUGCUCCUUCUAACUUGGUCAUCUCAAACAUCAGCCCUCGAACAGCAACUCUUAGGUUCCGUCCCGGUCCUGAUGGCAAGACCACCAUAUCGCGAUGGAUAGUAGAAGGACAGGUGGUAAAGGAGGAUGGAAAGGAGGAGGUGUGGAGAGUUGUCUACCAGAAAGACAACCAGCCGGAUGCAGACACACUUGAGAUCCCCGACCUCACUCCGUUCACUCAGUACAGGUUCAGGAUGCAGCAGGUGAACAUUGUGGGUUCCAGCCCCAUGAGCGCCCCCUCUAGGCUGAUUCAAACCCUGCAGGCUGCCCCCGACACGCACCCCUCCAACCUCACCCUUCUGUCAGCCACACAGACCAGCCUGCGUUUCAACUGGAAGCCUCUUCCGGAGUCCGAGUACAACAGCAGCCCGGGGACCGUGGGCUACCGGCUGCGUGUGUGGAGGACAGACGGCCAGGGGGAGGACAGGACUGAGGAUGUGAAGGGAGUGGGGGGCACCAGUGAGGCCACAGCGGAGGCUCUGAAUCCCUGGACCCAGUACCAGGUUCAGAUACAAGCCUUCAACUCUAUAGGACCAGGACCGUGGAGCCAGACUGUCGCGGCACACACCGCCGAAUCUGUUCCAUCUGGAUCGCCGGUGAAUGUGAGUGCUGAGGCAGUAAGCUCCUCCAGCAUCCUGCUCACAUGGUCUGCUCUCCCUCGGGCGCAGAAGAAUGGAGUCAUUCUUGGAUAUAAGGUGUUGUACAGCGAGAAAGGCUCUGAAGGUCCCCCCAGUGUUGAGGUGGCAGAAGGAGAGGGGAGUGUGUCAAUGCUCCUCGGUGUCCUCCAGAAAUACAGAGUGUACGUGCUGCAGGUGCUGGCGUACACACGGAUGGGAGACGGCCCCCCCAGCAACCCCAUUCUGAUCAGAACCAAAGAAGAUGGCUACCAGAUCUCCUACCGCCUCGACAGCAGGGACCCUCAGCGCUGGACCACAGUGGAGGUGGGCUCCAACGCUCGCCAGUUCACCGUCACAGGACUUGCCGCUGAGCAGAGCUACGUGUUCCGACUCACUGCUCGCACUGCCGUGGGCUGGGGCGAGGAGCAGCAAGCUCUGGUUGUUACCACCGAACGCAGAGAGCGUCCCCAGCCACCCAGGAAGCUGUCUGUUCCACAGGAUGAAGUUGAAGCCCGCCGACUCCGCCUCCACUGGGUGAACGGCGGCUCAGGCUCCUCUCCGCUGAGGUACUUCACUCUGCAGGUCAAGGAGCUGCCUAGCGGGGACUGGAGCACACACACAGCUGACGUCCCACACAACGUGACCACAUGGACCGUUGACAGCAAUAAGGAGAGCAGCAUGCUGCAACAGGCUGAGCUGGACAAACACAGCAGAAUACAGAAGAAAAUGGGUUCAAUUUUGAUCUAUGAAACUAUUAAAACAAGCCUGGAUCCGCCUCGAUACCAAGCCUGA